GAUGAACUACAGCGCAGCGACAUGGCCUGCUUGAAUCUCCAGGUCCUUGUGACAGUGUCUCUUAUCUCUCUGUCCUCUAUCAGCAGAUGCUUUUGUAUGCUGCACGCUGGCACUUGCUGGCCUUUCUGUAUUGGGAGUAACUGCUUGGUUAUCAACCGAGACAAAGUGGAUUUUACAACAGCCGAAGAAAGAUGUCAAGCCAGGAAAGGAGGGCUCAUGACACUUCAGUCAGCAGAAGAUAAGAGAUUACUUGAUAUCGUGACGCAAGAACUAGAUGGAAACUUCUGGCUUGGACUUUAUUUACCGCCAGAUGCCUGCACCAACCUCUCACUUCAUAUGAGAGGCUAUGAAUGGACCGCUGGUAAAGGGCGCAGCAACUUUGUUCCCUCUCACAUCACCUGGAAAGAUGGAGUAAGUGUCUGUUCACCUAGCUGUGUCUCACUUUCAAAAGAGCAAAAGCUCAAAGAGCGGGAAUGCUCUGAUAAAAUCGACGGAUUCCUGUGCAGAACCUCCCACAGAGAUGCUUGCCAGACGCAAAAAUUAUCAGAUGCAACAUUUUUUCCGAGUUCAAAGGGCUGCUCAGAUGGUCCGUGUGAACAAAACUGCACUCCUGUCAAAGAUGGCUUCAAAUGCUCUUGUUUCCGUGGAUAUGCACCGGACAGCACGGAUCCCAGGAGGUGUAAAAUCCACUGUGCGCAGGAGAGAUGCCCCGCCAUCUGUGAGCAAAACACUGACAGCGCUUGCUUCUGCGCUGAUGGCUUCAUCAUCAAUGACAAAUUCUGCGAAGACAUUAAUGAGUGCCUCAUGAACGAAUGUGAACAAGAGUGUAAAAACACAUUUGGAAGUUUUGUCUGUGCCUGUAAAACAGGCUAUGUACUCAGACAUCAGGUGAAAUGUGUAAAAGCAGCCGAGGAACAUUUUGUUAUCACCACUCCCUCUGUCAGAGGUUACGCAAAACCUGACAAUGACACCAUGAAAGGUUCCUCUCUUUCCGCGGGCACGUUUAUUUGGCUGUGGAUUUUAGUUGCUUUGGCUGUGGUUGCGGUUAUUUGUGUUGGGCGAUUUUAUGUGAUUAAGCGCCAGAAGCACAGAGAGCAUAAUCUGAACCAAAGGCCAAUUGCUCCAGUGGAAACUACUUAGUUUUACUCACACACACAUAGAUACGGGACAUGUGAGUUUUUAUUUUAAUCUGUGACUGGAGUAUGAAAUUAUUUAGCAAACCAAACUGUACACUUAAAAUAAAAUGAAAUUGUAAAAAUUA
This is a messenger RNA of Hippocampus comes (tiger tail seahorse), 1261 nucleotides long. RefSeq names its product complement component C1q receptor-like. The record is from RefSeq and is a predicted model, not a curated record. The transcript has a single exon. The coding region runs from base 22 to 1140 and encodes 372 amino acids. Lineage: Eukaryota; Metazoa; Chordata; Actinopteri; Syngnathiformes; Syngnathidae. Gene Ontology annotation, molecular function: calcium ion binding; transmembrane signaling receptor activity. Gene Ontology annotation, cellular component: membrane.